This is a messenger RNA of Melanotaenia boesemani (Boeseman's rainbowfish), 4076 nucleotides long. RefSeq names its product apical junction component 1 homolog (gene ajm1). Gene Ontology annotation, biological process: cell-cell junction organization. The transcript is spliced from 2 exons. The record is from RefSeq and is a predicted model, not a curated record. NCBI's taxonomy places the organism in Eukaryota, Metazoa, Chordata, Actinopteri, Atheriniformes, Melanotaeniidae. Bases 246 to 3521 code for a protein of 1091 amino acids. Gene Ontology annotation, cellular component: plasma membrane; apical junction complex.
GACCAUCUAGCAGCGUAGGAAAAGCAGGGAGGAGGAGAGAAAAACCCUCCGAGUCUGACCAAUAAGGUGCACAUUGCAGUUUUAUCUUCUGUACACGUCCGGUGUCGUCAUUGGGAAACCAGCGUCCUCUGCCUCCACAGCAUCCCUGACAGAAAAUGGAUGAGCUCCGGCUGGAAGUCCGGGCUGAUGCGGCAAUAUCAACAUUAAAGCAACUUCAUGGAGGAAAGUGAAGGAAUCCCUUUAAGAUGACACGCACAGACCCGCCUGAUAUACUGUUAUCAACUGUGCAUCAAGAUAUAAAAGUGAUUCCCAUUUCUUCACACUACAGGUCCUUGCAACCCUCUAAACAAUGUGAUUCCAUAAAUUACAGCACACUGGAGGACAGUAAGAGCAAAGUCAGUAAGAGGCACUGCCGAACCUUUGACUAUAAGUCAUUGGAGUACCCCAGAUCACAAAAAUACGUAAUGGAGUCCCCAUACAGAAAGGCUGAUAGGCAGGCGGCCAACCCAGAUGUUGCCUGGAAUGCUCUGGGACGCCAGCAGAGAUACCGCUUUUCUGCUCCAGACAUUUUUAGCCAUAGAUUAACUCCUCAGUCAGUGGCUACAGAAAUGAUCAGUGAGGUAGCCCCUGAACAUAAAAGAAGGACCAGGUCAAAAAGUGCUCCUCGAGUCCAGACCAACCUCACCCCUGUGUCUUUUGAAGGAUCAUCAUCUUCAGGCAGGAAAGGAAGAGAGUCCCAAAGGGCUCCAAGAGACUCUCGAUGGAGACCUGAGGUAUCACCACGUAGAGAGUCAUCCUAUGCAGCAACAAGAGCUCAUAUGCAUGAUGUCCAUCCCAUUAAGCUGCAGCCCCAAACUGGUGACAGCAGUAGAUAUUCGCCUCACAAUACUUCUGAUAAAUAUGAAGAUGGAGGUCUGGAAAAACCAGCAACUAGCCCUCAUGUCAGGUGUCGAGUGGACAUAAAGCCGGAUGAUGCAGCUGUACAUCAUUCAGGAAAGAAACAAGCUACAGCUCAAAUGGACAUACCCUGGCAGAGACAGCACAGUUCAGGAAGUAGGAGUCUUACCGUGCCACGUCAUUUCUCCUAUUCUAGAACCCCAACUCCCACUGACUCAUUGGGUACAGAAAGCAGGCAAGCUUAUCAAUAUUCUCGCAGCAUGCCAAAUAGUUACCUACAACAAAUGGAGCUUCCCUUACAAAGAAUGCCUUCUUCAGGUAAUUAUUAUGGUAGGGAACGCCGAGCUCACUCCAGUCCUAAUGUGCCAACCAAGUUUUUUUAUGCAGAUGACCCAGGGAGAUAUGUUACUACCGCUCCUCCACAACCAAGUUCGUAUUUUCAUGAUGAACGCUACACACCUGGACAAGCAUAUACUCCAAAAGUGCAAUAUGUGCAAGAUCCAAGGACUCGAAUGGUGCAUGCUGUAGCUGCAAGACCAUACUAUCCUGAGAUGGAGCCCUAUUCAUACUCUGUGCAGACAGGGUACCCCAAACCAUAUGCAGCAAAUGAACCAGGGCCAUACAUCAUAAGGACACCUCCAACAAGAAUAUUUUAUGGUGAUGAUCCUAGGUCAUAUCAAAUUCAGACUGCUCCGCCAAGGUUUUAUUAUUCCAGCGACAUGUAUGCAAUGCCACCAGAGCACCAUGUCCCAGCAAGAGCAUACUACACUGAGGGCAGAAGACAUGCAAGAGUCGUUCAGCCACAAACAGAGGACUGGUAUGGAUCAGAUGCAUCUGGUUAUUCUACCAAUCCUGCCUCUUAUGUAUCUCAAGUCACUCCCACCAGAGUUCGCCAAGAGCCUGUGCUAACUUCGUGGUAUGCCAACCCUUGUGUAGAACCGCAACGAAUUGGCACAGAUUCCAAAUCUUACUCCAGGUCUUGGGACAAUAUUCUCAAUUCGCGAGUAGAAAGGGAACAACCCCUCCCUGUCCAGAGAGGUCAGAGCUAUGAUGAUCUUCUUGACUCUAGAAAGCCUUCCACAGCCAUAGGUGACAAACCACAACCAGUGGUAGUCAAUCUCUCUAGUUCGCCAAGACGCUAUGCAGCCUUAUCAAUGUCUGAUAACUCACUGAUUGACAAAAGCCCUACAGAGACAUCAAAGAGUACCACAAGUAAGCUAUGGUUUGUCACGCCUGAGAUAACGAUCACUGAUAAUGACAUUAGACCAGGGAUUAUUAAAAAGGUUGAGGGACGUUCUGCCAGUUGGGAUAUUCUUGACUCCAGAAGCACCGAAGGUCCUGAAAUGUCUCUGCAUGAUUUUGAAAGCUCAACCAAAGAGAAGACACAUGACAAUACAACACUUCAGCAAAGCCUUGAACAGCUUGACGAGCUUCUGGCAGAUCUUGUGACUGAUUACAAACCCCCCAGCAGGAGAGCAAGUGAGGACAUUCUGGACCAACUAAAGAAGUUAAUAGAUGAAGAGGAAGCAGUAUCUUUAUCAAGGAAAAGCUCACAGGCAGGUACUGAGGAACCACCUCCUCUAGACAAGCAACCAACCUCAAUCAAAAUGAAUCCUGAUGCUUUUUGUGAUAUGGAUGGAGCAAGUGAUGCAAUGAAGAGUGCAGAGGAAUGCUCUCCAGAUCAAAGCCCAGAUGAGGAUGAUACAAUGAUGUGCUCCAACAACAAAUGCCGGAGAACAGAGACCCUUUUCAACGCUUGCCUAUACUUUAAAUCCUGCCACAGUUGUUACACCUAUUACUGCUCUAGGAACUGUCGCAGGGAGGACUGGGACAUUCAUAAAGAAAGCUGCUUGUAUGGACGAAUUGGAAGCACAUGUCGACACAUCAUCAAACACUGCCGGGAGACUGUUGAGGUCCACAAAGCCUUCUCCCGUAUCGCCAAGGUCGGCUACCUUUCUCGAGGUAGGGGAGUUCUCUUUCUUGGUUUUCCAAAUCCUGCGUCAUCCAGUAACUUCCUGCAGUAUGGCCUGGAUAGUUUACUUAUGUCUCCUACGUACCUGUCCCUCCGAGAGCUUGAAAGCUUCAAGGACAAUCUUGGUGAGUACUGUAAGGAGCUGCAGGAAGCUGGUAGAGAGUAUGAUCCCAAUGAAUGUUUCAUCUUGAAUGUAUCCAUUGCUGUCGGCGAGCAGUUGCCCGACGGCCCAUCACCAAGGAACCAAGCUCCAACCGUUAGAAAAUAUGCAAAGGUUGCACUGGCUUCAUUUAGCCCAGAGAGAAAGGUUCAUAAGAAAGAGAGUGACAUGGAAACGCUGAUUCUUACUCCACCCCCAGGAACAGCAGAUAUUGACAAAGAGGGAGAGGAGGGUCGGAAGGCUCGGGAAAUCUGUUUUAUCAAUAUACAACGGGAGUUAAGGAUUCGAGGAGUUUUCCUUCGACAUGAAUACCCACAGGUGUAUCAGCAACUCUGUGAGUUUGUGGAAAGUAACAGAAGGUUCACACCCACGACUGUUUAUCCGAUUGAUAAGAGGACUGGCAAACAGUUCAUGUGCAUGAUAAUGGCUGCCUCAGAGCCCAGGACAUUAGACUGGGUUGGCACCCCACAUCUCCUAGAUGACAUUAUUUAAGUGCACCUUUUGUUAAAAAUAUAUAUGUGUAUAGAAAUACAUAUAUAUUGAUGGACAUAUUUAUACAUCUCUCCAGUUACAAACAUUUGUAGUUAAGUAUUUUGUUAUCAAAAUUAUAUAUAUUCAUGUCUGCUUGGUCAGUAUUAUCAAAAUAUUUCACAUCAGGAGCAGGAGAAGUACAAUACAUUAUUAUUUAUUUUAAUCUUAAAGUUUCUAUCAAUCAUUUGUUCAUAUCCGGGUUAUGUACUGUUACACAUUCCCUUUGGCAGGGAUCAUCUAAACUGAUAUUCUGAUGUUUUGGUUACUGAAUAUUUUUUGAAUCUUUGCCUUUCUACAUGAUCGUACACAUCUGUGACUACAACAUGACUAUUUUCAUAUGUGACUUCAAUGGUUUAUCAUGCAGAUAAUAUGAACCGUUAUUUUCUUAGCUAAGUCAACACUUUCUAUGCAAAGUUGUUUUCAUGAGUUUGGUACCACAUUCCUGCAGAUGGAGUAGCUUCUGUAAUAGUAUAUGAAAUUAUAUGUUUAUAUCAUUAUUAUCAUUAUUAUUAAAUA